AUGAGCGACAAUGAGAUGGGUGAAACUGAAGAGACCAGCCAGUGGGAUUCUCCCUUCAAGAACCUUCUGCUUUUGGGCGCCAUCGCUGCUGCCUCUGCAUUCGUGGUCACCAUUCUUAUCGUCUUGGUCUGUGUUGGCUGUCAGAGGAAAAGCAAGAGCAAGCAUCCCCCGGCUGGAGAGAAGGGGACAUCAGUGAAUAUGCAGGGGACUCUUCGGCAUCCUAAACUGAACUCGAUGAGCAAAUCUGACACCAGGCUGCAUGAGAUUAAUCGCUUCCCCUGCAAUGGAAACUUCAGUAAAAGUCGUCCCGCCAGCAUGGACCUCCUGCUGCUGCACAGUCGCCGCUCCCAGACCGACCUGAGACCUUCCCACGGACGGCAGCUGCCCCAGAUCCCCACCACGCCUCCGGAGAGCGGCCAGGAUAGCGGAGGGGAGGCCGGGGGAGAGCCGGAGACGGGACUAGGGGGAGGCGGAGGGGGAGGAGAGGCCAGAGACCAUACGUACACAGAGGUGGGCGUAAGAAACAACCCCACCCCGACCCACGCCCUGGAUGACGGGCUGUACGAGAGCGUGGGGGUGAGGGAGGCCGAGGGGGCGGGGCAUAAGGUCCCCUCGGCUCCGCCCUCCAUUCUCUCCAACUCACCUGCCUCAGUCCGAGCUGCCAACAGCCCCCCUGCCCUGGCCAAUGCAGCUCGAGGAGCAAAUCCCUUUGGGACAAAUGGCAGAGGAAACGGCAGGAUGAACGGCGGCAGUGGGACCGUUCCUGGAAGAGGGAGUAACAUGAGCGGCGUGAACAGGUCUCCUCUGUCCUCCGUCAACUCCCUGACCAACCAGGAGCCCGGCGCAGUGGAGUACGCUUCAGUCCGCAAGUUCAGAAAGGUUGAAAAGUCAAGCAGGAAGGAGAAUAAUGGCGGUGAUAGCCAGUCAGACCAGUCCAGUGUGAGCGACUCCCCCUCUGCUCCUCCUCUCCAUCGUAGUCAGGAGUUUCCACGGAAACCUCUGGAGCCAUUCCACAUCCCGUUCCCAAAGCCCAAAACGAGUGUGGAGGCUGUGUUCAUGGGUAAUGGAGAGCAGUACAUCUGGAAGCCCCCGGAGGAAGAGGAGAUCAUCACCCUGCACCCACCUCCGCUCCGAGGGGACAGCAUACAGGGCCUCCCCCCACCCCCCAGUGCAAAGGAGAUCGCAGAGACGUACUCCAUCGUGUGCAAGAACCAGAGAAAGAAGCCUCCGAUGGAAAACAAUGGUGCUAAAACCCUGCCGCGCUCGUUCGGAGGCGGCCGGGGCAAAGGCCGAGGCGUGCAGGUGCAGGCCCGCUCCCAGGAAGAGCCCUGCUACGAGGUGAGCUCCUGGUCCACAUGCGCCGUGGCCGAAUCCGAGCCUUUGUACACCAACGACAGCCACAGAAGACGCGAGCAGCCCGGUAAUAAUAACACCACGGCGAUCGGGAGUGCCACGCUGAAGAGGAAGAAGCAGCAGCAGCAGCAGUUGGUGGUUCCUCCUCCAGUGGUUCCUCCUCCAGUUCCUCCAGCUCCUCCAGCUCCAGGCCAGGGCUCCGGACCGGCUUCUCUGCCCGUCCGAGGCAUGCCCGGCGGGGAACACUUCUACGAGAGCAUCGGCGACGUGAAAACCGGAGCUACCAGCGCCAGUACGACCACCAUAUUCACGUUCAACGACGGCAUGGAGAUGUACGUGACCGGACUGUAG
Knipowitschia caucasica is the source of this 1704-nucleotide messenger RNA. NCBI's taxonomy places the organism in Eukaryota, Metazoa, Chordata, Actinopteri, Gobiiformes, Gobiidae. The record is from the annotation of a GenBank genome assembly.